Messenger RNA from Penicillium angulare, 2658 nucleotides. It is a transcript of the gene atrR, whose product is annotated as transcription factor atrR. Gene Ontology annotation, biological process: regulation of DNA-templated transcription; DNA-templated transcription. Gene Ontology annotation, molecular function: DNA binding; zinc ion binding; DNA-binding transcription factor activity, RNA polymerase II-specific. NCBI's taxonomy places the organism in Eukaryota, Fungi, Ascomycota, Eurotiomycetes, Eurotiales, Aspergillaceae. The record is from RefSeq and is a predicted model, not a curated record. The transcript is spliced from 4 exons. The coding region runs from base 1 to 2658 and encodes 885 amino acids.
AUGGACGGCCUGGGGGAUGGUGAUGGCAUGGGCUUUGACAUGAGCAUGAUGAAUCAACAACAACAACAACUUUAUGGCGGAUACACCAAUGAUGGAUCAGGAAUGUCUGUCCCUGGGGGAUCUAUGUAUGCCGACGACUCCGCAUUGGGCAUGGGGGAUGAGUCCAACGACGCAAAGCGGCGACGAAUUGCUAGGGCCUGCGACAUGUGCCGGAAAAAGAAGAUCAAGUGCGACGGAAAAAUGCCAAAAUGCUCACAUUGCAUCAACUAUAAGACCGAUUGCAUUUUCACACAGGUGGAGAAAAAGAGGAAUCCCCCCAAAGGAGCCAAGUACAUCGAAGGCUUGGAGAAUCGCCUAGGUCGCAUGGAAUCGCUACUGCGACUAUCUGGGCUUUUAUCCGAAGACGACAAUGGCAAGACAGACCUUGGUACGCUGGAAAAACGACUGGCGGACCGCACGAGUGCCCUGAACACGGCGGCGAGAAAUGACAGCACGUUCUCAGCCCCGAGUGCAACCCAGCAAGCCACAACCUCUCACAAUACCACACCGCGCAUGGAUUCGCACUCCAGCCCACAUACUGCCGCAACCUCUCCGGAGUCACAAAAGCAGUCCGAGACAGAGGUCGAGGCCUUGUCGGAUAUGAUGUGUUCAUUGGUGACGAACAACUGUGGCGAGACACGGUAUAUCGGCUCUUCUUCCGGGUUUUCUAUAUUUUCUCCAAAAGGAAUUCAAUGGGUGAACGAGAAAACAGGCGACACUUCGUUUCAAGAAAUGAUCUCGUCCGCCUACGUUGACGAUAAUAAAUGGAUGUACUGGAAGCCGGAAAUAUUUAGUGACAUCUUUGCCAGAAGGGUCUUCAAGCCGUUACCGCCAAAAGAGGAAGCCCUUUCCUUGUUCAAAGACUUCUUCGAAAAUUUCAAUUGCAUGUUUCCGUUGUUUCACGAAGCGACGUUUAUGCACCUAGUGGACAAACAAUACUCUCGCGAUCCAUAUGAAGGGUCUGGGUGGUGGGCGAGUAUCAACGUGGUGCUAGCCAUUUCCCAUCGACUCCGUGUGAUGAGCAAUUUGGUACCGCAAGAAGAGGACAAGAAAGCUUGGCUGUACUUGAAGAACGCCAUGGGUGUUUUGACAGAAUUGACAAUGCGCAACACCGAUCUUUUGAGUGUUCAAGCACUUCUUGGUAUGUCUCUCUUUCUGCAGGGUACACCGAACCCGCAGCCCGCUUUCUUCCUAGUUGCAGCAGCCAUUCGACUUUCACACAGUAUUGGAUUGCAUAAGCGUGGCUCCGGUUUCGGUUUGAACCCAGUGGAAGUAGAGCAACGGAAGAGAGUUUUCUGGAUUGCGUACUGCCUUGAUAAGGAUAUUUGUCUACGAUCUGGGCGACCACCAGUCCAGGAUGAUGACGAUAUGAAUGUGGAGCUUCCGAGUGAGGACCCACCAGACAACGUCGGCGCUGUUCCGUAUGAUGAUGGAAAAGGCAAAUUCAACCUUUUCAGAGCUUUCUGCGAAUUUGCAACCAUUGAAAGCAGAGUUUACAAAAGGCUUUACUCCGCCAAGGCAUCUCGACAAUCUGACGGUGAAUUACUGAACACCAUCGGCGAGCUUGACAAGGAGCUUGAGGAUUGGAAAGAUAAUAUUCCAGUUGACUUCCGCCCAGAAUAUGAGAUUCAAGCUACUCAUGGCCCACUUAUCUUACAUGUCGUGGUCCUGCAUUUCGCAUAUUACAAUUGCUUGACGACGAUCCACCGCAUGUCUGUACACCAUGGUUAUUGGACCAGCCGACUAUCAAACUAUGCUAUUCAAGGAUUGAAUGCACGACCACUGAACCCGAGGGUUUUCCUUUCAGCUGUUCUUUGCGUCACAGCGGCCCGAGCUUCGAUAAAUCUGAUCAAAUACAUUCCACAGGGCGACUUCGCUUGUGUUUGGUUAAUACUAUACUAUCCAGUAUCGGCUCUUGUCACUCUCUUUGCCAAUAUUCUUCAAAAUCCUACUGAUGCUCGUGCUCGAUCUGAUGUCAAGUUGAUGAAUGUGGUGGUAAAUUUCCUAUCUACCCUAGUCUCUGACGAAUCAAACGGUAGCAUCAAGCGUAUGCUUUCGCUCUGCGGAGAAUUCGAGCGGAUCGCCAAGGUCGUUCUUGACAAAUCCGAAAAAGAAUCCCAGGCUCGGAAGAAGAGGAAGAACGCACCUGAUGAUACUGGUUCCUCCCAACAACAGCGGGAAGAACCCAACAAACAAUCAGCUCCCUCUCCAUCCACUCGAUUCCAAGGACCUCCCACCUCCACACCUUUCUCACCAUCAAUGUUUGCCAACGAUCCUUCCGCUGCCAACUCUUCCCCCAUGACAGCAAAGGAAUUUGGCACAAACCCUCCUCCCAUGCCAUCCAAUACUGGUGAGCUUCCAAGUAAUGUCCAUGGUAUGCCUGGUCUUGGCCAGGAUUUCACAGAUAUGCUUAGUCCCGAACAAAUGGGCAAUGUUCCAUUCGGCGAACAAGGAUUUGGACCUACAAGCCCUCAAAUAAGUCCCUUCCAGCAGCCAUUCGUCCCGCAAGAUCUAUGGCAGAUGCCAAUGACAAUUGAAUGGGACUGGGCGGACAUGUCUACCAAUUUCCCCGUUUUUGAAGCUGGAGCGGGCCCUCAUGGCCAACCACCUUCGCAAUAA